This is a messenger RNA of Symphalangus syndactylus (siamang), 1312 nucleotides long. Its product is annotated as S-phase kinase-associated protein 2-like. Lineage: Eukaryota; Metazoa; Chordata; Mammalia; Primates; Hylobatidae. Gene Ontology annotation, molecular function: protein binding. Gene Ontology annotation, cellular component: cytosol; SCF ubiquitin ligase complex; nucleus. Gene Ontology annotation, biological process: G2/M transition of mitotic cell cycle; regulation of cell cycle; SCF-dependent proteasomal ubiquitin-dependent protein catabolic process. The record is from RefSeq and is a predicted model, not a curated record.
GGCCGCGAAGCAGAGCUGGCUGCAGAGCCUUGCGCGCGCGGUGGGGAUGGAACGUUGCUAGACUUAGCGGGUCUAGCUGCUGGGGGCCCGAGCAGCACGCUCGGAGCCGCCGCGCGCCAAAGCGGGAAUCCGGGAGGCGAGCAGCUCUGCAAUUAAUGCAAGUAUUUUAAACUCCCGAGCCUGCGGACGCUAUGCACAGGAAGCACCUCCAGGAGAUUCCAGACCUGAGUAGCAACGUUGCCACCAGCUUCACGUGGGGAUGGGAUUCCAGCAAGACUUCUGAACUGCUGUCAGGCAUGGGGGUCUCCGCCCUGGAGAAAGAGGAGCCCGACAGUGAGAACAUCCCCCAGGAACUGCUCUCAAACCUGGGCCACCCGGAGAGCCCCCCACGGAAACGGCUGAAGAGCAAAGGGAGUGACAAAGACUUUGUGAUUGUCCGCAGGCCUAAGCUAAAUCGAGAGAACUUUCCAGGUGUUUCAUGGGACUCCCUUCCGGAUGAGCUGCUCUUGGGAAUCUUUUCCUGUCUGUGCCUCCCUGAGCUGCUAAAGGUCUCUGGUGUUUGUAAGAGGUGGUAUCGCCUAGCGUCUGAUGAGUCUCUAUGGCAGACCUUAGACCUCACAGGUAAAAAUCUGCACCCGGAUGUGACUGGUCGGUUGCUGUCUCAAGGGGUGAUUGCCUUCCGCUGCCCACGAUCAUUUAUGGACCAACCAUUGGCUGAACAUUUCAGCCCUUUUCGUGUACAGCACAUGGACCUGUCGAACUCGGUUAUAGAAGUGUCCACCCUUCACGGCAUACUGUCUCAGUGUUCCAAGUUGCAGAAUCUAAGCCUGGAAGGCCUGCGGCUUUCGGAUCCCAUUGUGAAUAAUCUUGCACAAAACUCAAAUUUAGUGCGACUUAACCUUUCUGGGUGUUCUGGAUUCUCUGAAUUUGCCCUGCAGACUUUGCUAAGCAGCUGUUCCAGGAGGUUCGUAAAGUGAAUGAAAGCAUCAAGUAUAAUCACCCAUUGAGAAAAUGUGUUGAUACAAUACUUAAAAAGUGCCCUACAGAGUAUCAGGAAAAAAUGGGUAGGAACAUGGAUGAUUAUGAAGAUUUUGAUGAAAAGCAUAAUAUCUAUCCAAGUGAAAAAAGUCUGGUAAAACUGCAUAAACAGGUGAUUUAUUCAGUUCAGAGACACCGUCGAACUCAAGUACAAUGGCAGAUUCUUUUGGAACAAGCAUUUUAUCUAGAAGAUGUAGCAAAAAAUGAAACUAGUGCUACUCAUCAAUUUGUUCACAUCUUUCAAUCUCCAGAGCCAGUAAAUUGAUUUAUCCAA